This is a messenger RNA of Acyrthosiphon pisum (pea aphid), 3103 nucleotides long. RefSeq lists its product as uncharacterized. Bases 1267 to 1665 code for a protein of 132 amino acids. The record is from RefSeq and is a predicted model, not a curated record. The transcript has 2 exons. NCBI's taxonomy places the organism in Eukaryota, Metazoa, Arthropoda, Insecta, Hemiptera, Aphididae.
AAAUAUCUGACACGAAAACAAGUAUUGCACAGGAAGAAACUCAAUUGUCACCAUUGAAAAAAAAAAGGCGAGGAAAAAUAAAUUUUAUUUCACAAAAAUUAGCUGGAGCUUUGGAUAGGUGCAAAUUAAGUGUUAGUGACUCAGUAUACGUUUUACAAGCAACAUUAGAGGCAUUAGGAUUCGACAACGAUGAUUAUAUAAUUAAUUCAACUUCUAUUCAUAGAGCACGAGAAUUGUACCGUUGUGAACGUGCUAAAAUGAUAAAAUCACGGUUUCAAGAAUCUCGCCCAAGUUAUGUUAUAGUUCACUGGGAUGGAAAAUUAUUACCUAAUAUUCACGUCAAAAAUACGACAGUUGAACGACUUCCAAUUAUCGUAACUAGUAAAAAUAUUGAAAAAAUCAUCGGAGUUCCAAUACUGCAGAGGUCAACCGGUGAAGAACAAGCCACCGCUGUAUACAAUGCGUUAAAUGAUUGGGGUUUAUUGGAUGUUGUGCAAGGUUUAUGUUGUGAUACUACUUCAUCCAAUACAGGCCGUUUGAAUGGAGCAUGUAUUCUUAUUGAAAAAAAAUUAGACAAAGAUUUACUCUAACUCCCUUGCAGACACCACAUAUACGAGUUGGUGUUAAGAAGUGUUUUUGAAACUAAAAUACCGCAAGUAACUACGAGUCCAUCUAUUCCAUUAUUCAAAAAUUUUCAAAAAAAAUGGAUUGAUAUUGAUUCUAGUAAUUUUAUAAGUGGAUUAGAAGAUCAAUAUUGUAGUAGUGUCAUAGAAAAUAUCAGAGAAGAUAUUCUUAAUUUUGUACAAAGUCAAUUAGAAAUUAAAAAUUCUCGCGAUGAUUACAGUGAGUUUUUAGAAUUGGUACUAAUAUUAAUUAUUGGUGGAAAUUUUGAAAAAAAAAUUAAAAUUCAUCCACCGGGUGCAAUGCAUCAAGCUCGAUGGAUUGCUCGAGCAAUCUAUUGCUUGAAAAUAUUUAUAUUUAGGCAUCAGUAUCAUAUUUUUGCCACUGAGAAAAAAGCAAUUGGGGAAGUUUGUAUAUUCAUCGUUAAAUUUUAUGUCAAAGCGUGGUUUACUUGUACAUUGCCAAUAAAAGCUCCAAACCUAGAUUUACAAUUUAUUAAAUCUUUAAAAUCCUACGAAAUAGUUGAUAAUCAAAUCUCUACAGCCGCUAUCAAAAAAAUUAUGCAAUCACUUGUGGUAUUUAACUGAAGUAGCUGCUGCUCUAUCAUUUUUCGACGAAUCGAUACCUUUUGAAACAAAACAAUUAAUGGUAAAAGCUCUUAAGAAAAAAUCAUCCAUUAACUCGACUAAACGGCUUACACUUCAACCAUAUCAGAUUGAUGAAAAAUUUAAUGAAAUGAAUAUUGGUAAAUUUAUUUCAGAAAAUAGCUUAAAACUAUUCACCAGAUUUGGUAUCGAUACAAGUUUUUUACAAUACGAUCCAAAAUCGUGGGAUAACCAAAUCAGUUUUAUUAAUGGUAAAGAAUUAAUAAAAUCUCUAAAAAUAGUCAAUGAUACAGCUGAGAGGGGCGUAAAAUUAAUGGCAGACUUUAAUGAAGCGUUAACAGUCAACAAAGAGCAAAAGCAAUAUGUACUACAAUGUGUUCAAGAACACAGACAAAUGUAUCCAAAUUGUAAAAAGGAAACAUUAAAAAAAAAAUAUUAAUUUAAAUCAUUAAUUAUAUACUUCAAUAAAUAAAAAUAUUUCAUAAUACAUUAACACUGACGACUUUACCAUUAAUAAUAAUAUGUUUAUAUAGUUUUAACAGUAAACAUUUUCAGAAUACGGUAUUUCUAUAUAUUUAAGUCAAUAUAUCUCAAGAACAGUAGAAGCUAUUAAAAACUUGUUAAUAGAUAAUUUAUAGACAAUUUUGUUUUAUUUAAAACAUAUUAUAUAAAUGAUUUCGAUUUACUCAACGGUUUGCGAAAUAUUUAAAAAAAUAUAAAGAAUUCUCAUAAAUAUUCAAAACUUGAAUUAAUUCAAACUUUAGGUUCAAUUCGGCACGGGUUAACCUAGUUUGAUUGCCUCAAUAUUUUUCGUAAUUCAUUUUUAUAUGCAUACACACAUUUUUAGAGGGUGAGCCAAAAAAAAAUAUUAAAUUUGAAAAUUAAGGAACACCCUAAUCUAUAUAUUAUGUAAUUAUACUAUGGAGUUAUAAUAGUUGAUAUUGCAACAUGUAUUAUAGUUAUGUAUAAUAUGUAUACUGGAAUGAAUACUACAAUUAUUAACAUAAAAUGCUUUGUAUUCGUGUGUAUUUAUUACUUUGGUAUAAUUUAAAAUAACUAUGUUCUGACAUUAUGAUGGUUGUAUUGUUUAUUCAAUAAGCGGUGUUUCUUUUUUAUAUAUAGUAUUUAUACCAAUGGAAUUAUGUUUGAAUGAAAUAUUUGAAAUUUAAUGAAAGAAUUUCUUUGUUUGAAAAAUUAACCAUUGUUUUCGUAAUACGUCGUCGUGUGCACGUGAUGUAUUCGCUAAAUCAAAAAAAUAAAAUAUGUUUAUAAAUAUUUCAACAAGACGUUAUUUUGCGUGCGUUAAUUUAAAAUUGAAUACUAGGCACUUGUUGUAGACCGACUUUUUUCCCUAUUUUUUCCUCGUAAAUUGUAUUGGCUGAAUUCAUAAGAACACAUCGAAUCUACCCAGUACGCACAUGGUUCGCAUCAUUAACAAGGUGUCUCCCCGAGCCCCGAUAUGUGUGUUGACUGCCAAUAUUGUCAAGAAAACGUUUGUACUGUUUGCUGUCUCACCGGAAGGCACUUAAAAUUAAAAUUAAAUCAUUUCAAAAUUAAUUGAUCCCCUGCAGGAGUUGUAUGGUUGGAUAAAAAAAUUAAAAGGAAAAUAUAAUAUAUACCAGACACUUACUUCAUAUAAAAUCUAAUCGGUGCCUAACCAAUGACAAAUAAAUCAUUGCUACGUGAUUACGGUCUUAGAGUGUGUGCAUAAUUUAACUCUUAUACUAUAAUGAUACAAUAUUUGGUCAUAUAAAUGUAAGUUGAAUUUGUUAUUCUUGGUAAAAAAAAAAGCUUGACAAUUAAUACAUCUCCCUAUACAUGAACUUUUUUUAAAAAAAUUUUAAUUAAUAUAUUAUUUAGUUACAAGUUAAUAUUAA